AUGGACAUCACAUUGCCCCAGCCGCUGCAAAGCUUGGCGGCACCCUAUUUGCGGGAGGGCUUCGAUGCCUCUCCCUACCCGGCCAAACAGGAGCAGGACACCCCAAGCCCAGUAUGGAUGAUCCGACUAUUCAAAACGCAGCCUUGCAACGUGGAGGGGAGGCAUGACCACCGAUCUUGUCCAUGGUACCACGGUGAGCGUGAGAGGAGGCGGCCAGUGUUUACCGAUGCUCAGUCCCUGGCCUAUGCGAGCGUGCCAUGCGAGCUACAGUUUGACGAUGAGGGGAGCUGCCCUUACGGCGAUCAGUGUGGGCAGUGUCACAGCAAUACUGAGCUCCUGUACCAUCCUGACCUCUACAAGAAGCGAUUUUGCCAUCAACAGCGUAACUGUCCCCGGGGGAAGUUCUGCGCCUUUGCACACUGCCGUGAGGAAUUGCUUGCGCCCAAUUUCUCUCAAGAGGAGGAGAACAAUCCCACAGAAGACUUUAUGGCCCUUCGCUUCAAAACGCAGUGCUGGGCUCGGCUUUGGGAACAGUGGUGCCCACUUGGUGGUCCACACAAUUGGGAGAACUGCGUCUAUGCCCAUACCUACCGGGAUUUCCGCCGCGUGCCCGUGCUCGGGUAUUCAUCGCUGCCUUGCCCACGCUGGGCGAUGAGUACGAAACAGAAUGCGGCGGACACAGACUAUCUGACACGCUGUCACCUGGGCUUCGCAUGCCCCCUGGCCCACGGUGCCAAGGAGCAACUCUACCAUCCCAGGUUCUACAAGGCCAACCCUUGCAGUGAUCGACGUUGCCAGCGGGCAGUGCUAUGCGCUUUCACCCAUGGGGAACCCCCCAGGACUCGAGCCGAGCGCCGAAAAUCACAGAAACCCAGCAAGCCCAUGCCCAUCCCGGAUGCAGAGCAAUUGCUGGCCCAGUUUCAGCCGAACUUUGGUCGACCUCCAGUGUAUCAGGCACAAGAAGAACAGAAGCCACAGAAGCCGCAGGUCAGGAGGAAGGAGAUCCGCAAAUCGGCAAGCGAGAUUCCCAUUGCCCUUCAUGAAGCUGAAGGCUUUCCAGGUUUGUCUGGCAAUCUCGAGCCAAGCUUCCUGUCCGUGACGCCAUCUUGGAACCAUCCCCAGACUCCCAUCCUCCCAGUCUCCCCCUGCUCCGGCGGCAGCUUCACAACCUUGGCCUCCGUGAACCGGGCAUCCUUCGAAUCAAUGCCAAGCUUUACCCCUAGCUAUGACCGGCUGAAGAUCCCUAAGCCCAACCUGGAGACUGACUCCAAUGGCUGGCGAACCAACUCCUCCUUCGGCCCUGGCACACCCAUAGCCUCCUUGCCGUCCACGCCAAGAUCAGUAGUGCCCUCUUCCAGCACGAGGUCAGGCUCAACGCGUGUCGCAGAAACCUCUGAGGGCUUCGGCUCACCCGUGGCAGCUCUUCCAAUACCAGUUGCAUUGCUUCAAGCUUGA
This is a messenger RNA of Symbiodinium pilosum, 1455 nucleotides long. The record is from the annotation of a GenBank genome assembly. Lineage: Eukaryota; Dinophyceae; Suessiales; Symbiodiniaceae.